AUUGGAGUAUUUUCUUUUUCCAUCGCGGGGGAGGGGAGACUGGACUGGGGAGACAGGAGAAGCCAGCGAAAAAGCGCCCCAAUCCAGCGGCGAGACAGAUCAAACUCGCCCGCAGCCUCGCCGCGACCGAAUCAAAACCCCUCGUCGCCGUCGGCGAUUCCGUCGUCCCGGCGCCCGCAGGGUUUAGCGCCUCCGAUCCGGGCGAGCGCUGCUCGGCGGGCCAGAUCUCGCUCGGGGGGGCACGCAGAUCUGGGGUUCCUUCCUCUAGGAGGAGAUGGCGCUCUCGGGGAUGCGGGGGCUGUCGGUCUUCAUCAGCGACAUACGCAACUGCCACAACAAGGAGCAGGAGCGCCUCCGCGUCGACAAGGAGCUCGGCAACAUCCGCACGCGCUUCAAAAACGAGAAGGGAUUAUCGCCGUAUGAGAAGAAAAAAUAUGUUUGGAAAAUGCUUUACAUACAUAUGCUCGGAUACGAUGUUGAUUUCGGGCAUAUGGAAACUGUUUCGUUGAUAUCUGCACCGAAGUAUCCUGAGAAACAGGUUGGAUACAUUGUGACAUCUUGCUUACUGAACGAGAACAAUGAUUUCCUAAGGAUGGUUAUAAAUACAGUACGCAAUGACAUAAUAGGACGAAAUGAGACUUACCAGUGCUUAGCAUUGACGAUGGUAGGUAAUAUUGGCGGGAAAGAAUUUUCCGAGUCAUUGGCCCCUGACGUCCAGAAACUUCUUAUUUCAAGUAGCUGCCGGCCUGUAGUCAGAAAGAAGGCUGCUCUAUGCCUUCUGCGGCUUUAUAGGAAGAAUCCAGAUGUUGUGAAUAUUGAUGGCUGGUCUGAUCGGAUGGCGCAACUUCUAGAUGAGCGUGAUCUAGGUGUGCUGACAUCUGUCAUGAGCCUUUUUGUUUCACUAGUAUCUAAUAACGCCGAAGCAUAUUGGAAUUGCCUUCCCAAGUGUGUAAGAAUAUUGGAGAGGAUGGCAAGAAACCAAGAUAUUCCACAAGAAUACACCUAUUAUGGAAUUCCAUCUCCUUGGCUGCAGGUUAAAACAAUGAGAGCUCUUCAAUACUUCCCUACCAUUGAAGAUCCCAGUGCAAGACGAGCUUUGUUUGAGGUUUUACAACGUAUUUUGAUGGGUACUGAUGUUGUUAAAAAUGUCAACAAGAACAAUGCCUCGCAUGCUGUUCUCUUUGAAGCUCUUGCUCUGGUUAUGCAUCUUGAUGCGGAAAAGGAGAUGAUGUCCCAAUGUGUGGCUCUUCUUGGCAAGUUUAUUGCUGUCCGGGAGCCAAAUAUUAGGUAUCUUGGUUUGGAAAACAUGAGCCGGAUGCUGUUAGUGACAGAUGUACAGGAUAUAAUUAAAAGGCACCAAGCUCAGAUAAUUACGUCUUUGAAGGAUCCAGAUAUCAGCAUUAGAAGACGGGCUCUUGAUUUGCUAUAUGGCAUGUGUGAUGUUACAAAUGCAAAGGAAAUUGUUGAGGAGUUAUUGCAGUAUCUUAACACGGCUGAAUUUGCCAUGCGUGAAGAGCUGGCUCUGAAGGCAGCCAUUCUUGCAGAGAAGUUUGCUCCAGAUCUUUCAUGGUAUGUUGAUGUUAUACUUCAGUUGAUAGACAAAGCAGGAGAUUUUGUAAGUGAUGAUAUAUGGUAUCGAGUGGUACAAUUUGUCACCAACAAUGAGGAUCUGCAGCCAUAUGCUGCAGCUAAGGCGAGGGAAUACCUUGACAAGCCUGCUUUGCAUGAGACAAUGGUCAAGGUGAGUGCGUACCUUCUUGGAGAGUAUGGCCACCUUUUGGCCCGUAGACCUGGGUGUAGCCCUAAGGAGUUGUUUACCAUUAUAAAUGAUAGGCUUCCGACAGUAUCGACAAGUACUGUUGCCAUUCUUCUGUCAACCUACGCGAAGAUACUGAUGCACACUCAACCUCCUGAUGCGGGACUGCAGCAACAAAUCCUGGCGAUAUUUAAAAAGCAUGAGAGUUAUAUUGAUGUUGAAAUACAGCAGAGAGCAGUUGAAUAUUUUGAACUAAGCAAGAAAGGUGCUGCUUUGGCUGAUGUGUUGGCUGAAAUGCCAAAAUUUCCUGAACGUGAGUCUGCUUUGUUGAAAAAGGCUGAAGAUGCUGAAGUUGACACCGCAGAGCAGAGUGCCAUAAAACUACGGAGUCAGCAACACACAUCCAAUGCUCUUGUUGUAGCUGAUCACCCCCCUGUAAACGGACCAGCACCAGCUGCCAAUCAUCUCACUCUUGUUAAAAUACCAAGUCAAAAUAUUGCUGAAGAGAGCCAUGUCAGUUACGAAGAAACUACUGUAGAAGCUCCCAAAGAAAAUGGUGCUCCUGUCGAAGUCGAGAGCAAAGUCGAGAACAUUACUGAGACCAAUAUUCAGAGUAAAGUUGAGCCUCCCACCUCUCAUCCUGUUUCUCAAGCAGACCUCCUUGCGGACCUUUUGGGUCCUCUUGCAAUAGAGGGUCCUCCUGCUGCUGUAGAGCAAAAUCCUGUUCAAGGGUUGGAAGCUAAUCAAAGUCCGGUAGGUGACUUGGCACUAGCUACCCUUGAGGACCAGUCCAAUUCAGUUCAGCCAAUUGUCAAUGUCGAGGAGAAGUUUCAUGUCUUGUGCAUGAAAGACAGUGGAGUACUGUAUGAGGAUCCUCACAUUCAGAUUGGUUUAAAAGCAGAGUGGCGUGCCCAUCAUGGCCGUCUUAUUCUUUUCCUGGGGAACAAAAAUACUUCACCUCUUGUGUCAAUGCGGGCUCUGAUUUUGCCUCCUAGCCAUUUUAAAGUGGAACUCUCAUCAGUUCCCGAUACUAUUCCUCCUAGAGCACAGGUGCAAAUUCCACUUGAGGUUACGAAUCUCCGUGCGAGUAGAGAUGUUGCUGUUCUUGAUUUCUCAUAUAAACAUGGAACUGUGCUGGUUAACGCUAAACUUCGGCUCCCUAUUGUAUUGCAUAAGUUCUUGCUACCUACAACUCUUACCCCUGAAGAUUUUUUCCCCCAGUGGAAAACAUGGAAUGUUCAGCCACUAAAGAUUCAAGAAGUGGUAAAAGGUGUAAAACCAUUACCUCUUCCUGAAAUGGCUAAUCUUCUCAUGAGCCUUCACCUGGCAGUUACUCCUGGACUUGACACCAACCCGAACAACAUGGUGGCGUGUGCUACAUUCUAUUCCGAAACAAACCGUACCACACUUUGUCUGGUCAGAGUUGAAACAGAUCCCCAAGACAGAACCCAACUCCGGCUAACAGUUGCAUCAGGAGAUCAAUAUUUGACAUUCGAGUUGAAAGAGUUUAUCAAGGAACAUCUGAUCGAUAUCCCAAUAACUCAUGCCGCGCCUCCUCCCGCACCGCAACAACCACAGUUGCCUCCAGCAGCAGCAGCAGGAGCACCUGGCACAUACAACGACCCUGGGGCCAUACUAGCUGGGUUGCUAUGAAAUGGAAAAGUUUUGAUACAAUAGCAUCUUAGAGGUACACGAAAACUUGUUUCAUCUGAGGAUCUAACAUCGCCCCGAGCAUCUUGCUGCCUAAGACAAGGAGACUGAAUGGUUGAAGAAUGAAGAUGGCGCAAGGGCUCGCGGAGUUUGCCCUUGAGCUUCACCGGCGGGAAGAGCACUGUAGUAUCAUUCAUUUUGGGCUUGCCCUUCUAAAGGGCCCCCAUGUCGAGCAAUCAUAAUCGCCUCUUGUGUAAUCCUCAUUUGUUGUUUCUCUCGUGUGUGUAUACUCACUCGCUCAGCAUUGUUGCCUAGGUCUGGUGGUGAAUAUCAGUAGCUCUUUGAGCGUGUGUGUUUAUAUAAGGUUUUCGUAGGUUCUUCCACCCCCACCGACCCACCCACCCACCCACCAAGCCGGUUGUAAAGUUUGCCAUUGAUGCGCAUUGCAUUAGCACUGUUUUGUACCAAUAAGGUUGGAAUAGGGAAAAAGGAAAUUGAUGGAUA
Molecule: messenger RNA, 3910 nt
Organism: Brachypodium distachyon (stiff brome)
Lineage: Eukaryota; Viridiplantae; Streptophyta; Magnoliopsida; Poales; Poaceae
Product: AP-2 complex subunit alpha-2
Exons: 27
Coding region: 275-3409 (1044 amino acids)
Biological process (GO): clathrin-dependent endocytosis; intracellular protein transport
Cellular component (GO): AP-2 adaptor complex; membrane coat
Molecular function (GO): clathrin-cargo adaptor activity
Source: RefSeq, a predicted model, not a curated record